UCGAGCCCCCGCCGCUCAGCCGCUGCCGCCCGGGCGGGCGGGCGAGGGGACGAAGAUGGCCACGCUGCUGCGCAAGAUCGGCCUGAUCCGGCUGCACAACCGCGACACGGAGGACCCCAAGCACCACCUGCACCCGCCCCGCGGCACCUCCCAGCAGGGCUCGGCGCUCCGCGGCCGCGGCCACCAGAAGAACAAGGCGGCGCCCACGACCGCCCAGCCGCCGCCGCCGCCGCCGGCCCUGCCAGGUAGCCCCCCCGGCCAGGAGAGCCCCGGCAGCCCCGCCGCGCGCCCCCCGCAGAAGCCGGCGCGGGCCGAGGGUCCUGCGGGGCGCGGGGGCGCCGUGGCGGCGGGGGGCGGGCGGGGGGCGCACGGCACGCAGGUGCGGACGCGGCGGCUGAUGAAGGAGCUGCAGGACAUCGCGCGGCUGAGCGACCGCUUCAUCUCGGUGGAGCUGGUGGACGAGAGCCUCUUCGACUGGAACGUCAAGCUGCACCAGGUGGACCAGGACUCCGUGCUGUGGCAGGACAUGAAGGAGACGCACACCGACCACAUCCUGCUCAACCUCACCUUCCCGGACAACUUCCCCUUCGCCCCGCCCUUCAUGCGCGUCCUCAGCCCCCGCCUGGAGAACGGCUACGUCCUGGACGGCGGCGCCAUCUGCAUGGAGCUCCUCACCCCCCGCGGCUGGUCCAGCGCCUACACCGUCGAGGCCGUCAUGCGCCAGUUUGCCGCCAGCCUGGUCAAGGGGCAGGGUGACUUUACAGAGGAAGAGAAUGGAUUCAGUCUGAUAUUCAAGCUUCCGCCCAGUCAUCCAGGUUAUCAGUACCCCCAAAGGAACAUCUUUGUGCUGAGAUGGAAGAGAGGAAAUGAAACCUUGACUGAGGCGCUGCCCGUGAUAAUGAUCACACAGAGCGGAGGCAUCACCACAGUUCUGCGUUGUCCUGAACAAGCCAGCACUUAA
Messenger RNA from Sphaerodactylus townsendi, 961 nucleotides. RefSeq names its product ubiquitin conjugating enzyme E2 Q family like 1 (gene UBE2QL1). Lineage: Eukaryota; Metazoa; Chordata; Lepidosauria; Squamata; Sphaerodactylidae. The record is from RefSeq and is a predicted model, not a curated record. The transcript is spliced from 2 exons. Bases 56 to 961 code for a protein of 301 amino acids.